AUGGAGCAAUCAUUGUCGUUAACACAAAGUCGCGUACUUAAGUAUUUUUUCUUUCAUUGCACUUUAAUCUCACGUUUAGUGGGUGCCUUAAACUUUUCGUAUGAUUUUAAACGUCAAAAGUUCGUGCAACAGUCAAAAAUUCAACAUUAUUAUUGUGCCUGCUUACACAUUAUCUAUGUUUUAAUCUUACCCUGGGCUUUGGCGUCAUCGUAUUUUAAAGAGGCCUCUUUUGAGCAGAAACCAUUCUAUAUACUACUGAACGUAGCUAUAACGGUAUUACGUUUACCGGCCUUAUUUUUAACACUUUUGGGCACUUGGUUGGGACGUAAAAACUUUAUUAAAGUUAUUCAACGUUUUGAGCUAUUGCGCUUGCGUUAUUUUCAUUUGUUAAGUGAAACCAAACGUCGGGAAAUUUUGAAACAUAAUGAUAUAUUAAUCUCUUUAAAAAUAAUAACUUCUAUCAGUUUGAUUUCAACUUUCUAUAUGCGUAUUUUGAUUUUUGCUAAAAAUCCUUCUCGAGAGUUUAUUGCUUACAGUGUAUACUUUGGCAUUCUGGAAGCUUUAAGUAUUUUCAAAAUGAAUUUCUUUUACUGUUGUAUGUGUUAUGCAAAUUGUGUGGUGCGUUAUGUACGUGACAUAUUAUUGGAAGAAUGCUCGAAAAUAACGGCUCAUAAAGUUGGGGAAUUAUUAAAAAUUUAUAUGGAAGUUAGUCGUUUGGUUAAGGAGAUACGUCGUGUUUAUCAAUGGGAAAUAUUAAGUAUCACUUUGGCUUCAAUGGUGGCUUUGAUUGGUUUACUGUUUAAUUUUAUCAUAAAUUGGCAGAAUUUGGAACAACAUCAGCUGGGAGUUUGGUAUAUAUUGCUUUUGAUUUUUGGUCUAAAUGCCGCUUUUGUUAAUAUGUUGGAUAUUUUGUUAAUUGCUUUCGUCUGUUGCAAUACCAUCAUGUGUACCAGACGUAUAAGAGAUGUUUUGCUGCUCAUAAAUGUUCAAACACAAUCACAAAAUCAAGAUGAAUUACAAAAAGAGCGCAUAAGUGGACCCAGAUGUUCGAGAAUCAAUCAAACACAUUAUAUAGUCAGCAGUAUUUACUUUGGCAUUAUAGAUCUAACCAAGGUGUUGGUAGAUGUAAAUAUCUAUAUGGGUCUUUUAUUCAUCUAUAUGUGUGUGCAGAUAUUAAUACAAAGUUUAAGAAAUAUUGAAAAAGAAAUUCAAUUAAUGCAUCAAUUACAAAGGAAUGGACAGACAAUUAAUCUUAAACUUCAUCAAAAAUGGCGUCAAAAGUUAAAUCAGAACAUAACUCUUAUCGCUAGAGAUGCAGGCAAAUUAAAAAGUUUGGCAGAAGAAUUAUUUAUAACGGAUAUAAAUAAUGUUAGUUUGUUAUAUAAUAUUUGCGAAUUAUUAAUAAAUAGUUUUAAAGAAAUGGGUCAUUUGGUUUAUCAAACUGGUAUUUAUGCCUCAUUGGGUACUAGAGAUAUAUUUCGCAGAGAUGAUUUGACUUUAAGUUUGGAGUUAUUAUUACUGCAGCUACAAUAUCGUGAAUUUAAAUUUAGCGUUUGUGGAAUAUUUGUUAUUAAUAAUAGCACUUGUAUGUCUUUAAUAAGUUCAGUGGUAUUAAAUUUAUUAUAUCUUAUACAAUCGGUAGUGCAAUUAUUAUAA
Lucilia cuprina (Australian sheep blowfly) is the source of this 1656-nucleotide messenger RNA. RefSeq lists its product as uncharacterized. Gene Ontology annotation, cellular component: membrane. The record is from RefSeq and is a predicted model, not a curated record. Gene Ontology annotation, biological process: sensory perception of taste. The transcript is spliced from 4 exons. Lineage: Eukaryota; Metazoa; Arthropoda; Insecta; Diptera; Calliphoridae. The coding region runs from base 1 to 1656 and encodes 551 amino acids.